This is a messenger RNA of Python bivittatus (Burmese python), 2198 nucleotides long. RefSeq names its product mitochondrial calcium uptake 2 (gene MICU2). Gene Ontology annotation, cellular component: uniplex complex. The record is from RefSeq and is a predicted model, not a curated record. NCBI's taxonomy places the organism in Eukaryota, Metazoa, Chordata, Lepidosauria, Squamata, Pythonidae. Gene Ontology annotation, molecular function: calcium ion binding. Gene Ontology annotation, biological process: mitochondrial calcium ion homeostasis; calcium import into the mitochondrion.
AUGGCGGCGGUGCGGAGAGCCGCUUUGGCCGCUCUUGCCCGCUGUGGCGGGGGGCGCGGGGCGCCCGUGGUUGGCGGCUUCCGGAGCCGCAGGCGCUGGAUGAGCCCGUGGCUCGCAACCGCCUCCCUGCUCGGAGGUGGCGCCUUGGUGGGCUCCUACCGAGGAUGGAGCGGGCAGGAGGGGGCCGGCGGCUUCUUCCUGGUCCUGGCUCAGAAGGAAGAUGCUGUAGAUGAAGAGAUGGCAGAAAAGCUUUCCAUUCGAAAGCAACGUUUUAUGCAGUUUGCUUCUUUGGAAUAUGAAGGAGAAUAUUACAUGACUCCAAGAGACUUCCUGUUCUCAGUUAUGUUUGACAAAUCAAAGCGUAAAACUUUGGCCAAGAAACUGACAAAAAAGGAAGUAGAUUCUACUCUAGCAAAUGUUGCGAAGGCUAGACCAGGACCAACCUUUUUUAGAGACCUUGGAGACAGAGGACUGAUUUCCUAUACAGAAUACCUGUUCUUGCUGACAAUACUCACAAAACCACAAACUGGAUUUCAUAUUGCUUUUAAAAUGUUGGAUGCUGAUGGCAAUGAACAAGUAGAGAAAAAAGAAUUCUUUAAGCUUCAGAAAAUAAUUGGAAAGCAAGAUGAGUUUAAAACAGCUUCUGGAGAAGACAUGCUGUCUCAGGAAUCAGAAAUGGAAGGUGCUGAUAUCAAUACCAUGUUACUGGUCCACUUUUUUGGAAAAGGAGGAAAAGAUAAGCUUCAGUAUUGUGAAUUCCAAAGAUUUAUGCAGGAUUUACAAGCAGAAGUACAAGAAAUGGAAUUCAAUCAGUUUUCCAAAGGUCUAGCCUUAAUGAGAAAGGAAGAUUUUGUAGAGUGGUUGCUGUAUUUCACUGAUGAAGAAAAUAAUGAAGUUUACUGGCAAAAUGUGAAAGAGAGAAUCCAAGCGGGAGAGAGUAUCAGUAUGGAUGAAUUUAAGACUUUCUGCCAAUUUACAAAUCGUUUAGAAGAUUUCUCAAUUGCCAUGAAAAUGUUUACCGUAGCCAGCCGUCCUGUUAAACGGGCGGAGUUCAAGAGAGCUGUGAAAGUGGCCACAGGACAGGAGCUCUCAGAUAACGUUUUGGACACCAUCUUCAAGAUCUUUGAUUUAGAUGGAGAUAAUUGCCUCAGCCAUGCAGAGUUCCUUGGAGUUCUCAAAAACAGGAUGCACCGUGGAUUAAGGGUGCCUCAGCAGCAAGGAGUCCAAGGUUACUGGAAAUGUGUGAAAAGAGAAACCAUUAAAGGAGCAAAAGAAGUUUGGAAGCAAACUGGGAAGAGUCCUUUUUAAAUGUAUCCGUAAGAUCAUUUGUGACUCAGCUUUGUUUUUCAUGUAUUUGUUUACAGAUUGGCUAUACUAGGUGCAGUGCAAUCACUUAAUACAAUUAAAUAUUGAACACUUCCAUUAUUUGAUUUUGAUAGGGGUGGGCAUGAAAAUGUGUUUUGUAUCUUGGAAUCAUUCAGGGAUGCUGCAGUUUGGUAGAACUGAAACCCAAAGCACUUUUGGUUGUUCUGAAUUUCAGCUGAAACAAAAUGGGGAGGAGCCUUGUGCACCCUGUCCCUCUUCCCCUCCUCUACCGCAUGGCCGCCUGCUGCUCUUCCCAGCCCUUCCUGUCCCACCUCUCCUUAGCUGCUGAUGUCCUUGGCUUCAAUCAUGGCCUAGCCACCAGCCAUCCCAUCACCCAAACACCUUACUUCCCUUACUUCCCCAUUUCCAGCAUCCUUGGUUUCAAAUACAGCAUAUGCAAUUGACCCAUCCACCCUCCUAAUCUUUUUAGCACCUGCCCUUUCCCUGCCUCCCCUUGCCUACAGCCUACCUCUUUGGCUUUUUCCUGUUCUCCCCCCACCCCAAAGGAUUUCUCUCUUAAAUAUGCUCGUUUGGAUCGUGAUGCAGACCACCUGAAACUAGCCCUUCCAUGCACAAAGCACUUUGCACAUCCCUACAGCAAUAGAAUUUGCUUUAGGCCUAUUCUAGAUUGUACUCAUGUUCUCACAAACGAAUACUGUUAACAUUUCUGUGUUAUCCAGCCUUCCUGGAAUUUAGUAGACAUAUCUUGUAAAGGCAGGCCUCAUAGCAAAUGUGGGAAGACCCACAUUUUUAAGAAUUAAAGGGAAGAAAAGCAUGAAAAAUACAAGGAUAGGAUAGGAUAGGAUAGGAUAGGAUAGGAUAGGAUAGGAUAG